Monopterus albus (swamp eel) is the source of this 1699-nucleotide messenger RNA. It is a transcript of the gene edn1, whose product is annotated as endothelin 1. The transcript is spliced from 6 exons. Lineage: Eukaryota; Metazoa; Chordata; Actinopteri; Synbranchiformes; Synbranchidae. Gene Ontology annotation, molecular function: endothelin A receptor binding; endothelin B receptor binding; hormone activity. Gene Ontology annotation, cellular component: extracellular region. Gene Ontology annotation, biological process: vein smooth muscle contraction; regulation of vasoconstriction; intracellular calcium ion homeostasis. The record is from RefSeq and is a predicted model, not a curated record. Bases 299 to 979 code for a protein of 226 amino acids.
CAUUCAAUCAGUCGGCGUCUCCCCCACCAGGGCACCUCGGAGUCGACACCCAGGCUUGUUCUGCUGCUUAUCAGCGACCCUCUCCUAACAAAUAUCACUGCUUGGGUCCAAGUCAAACAACACAAUUGUACGGGCGCUGGACGAGGAGGAGGGGAGGUGGGAAGCAAUUGUAUAAAGUCAAAGGGCUGCACAUGUGGGACCACACUGACAGAGACACUCCAAACUCACGCCUCUGCGCUCAUGCGCGUCUCUGAGGACGAUCACUGAACAGCAUUUUGCGAAGGAGGGAAACACUUGGAUGAUUAUUGUUUCCACUUCUGGAGGAUUAUUAUUAACUUGCGCAAUGUUUUGUCUUAUAAGAGUUUGGAAAAUGGAUAUACUCGUUGUGAUUUCCGUGUUAUCAGUGAUGUUCUCCUGGAUUUUGUGCACAGCCUUGUCUGCGGGUGAGGCACCCACUGCCUCCACAGUCACCCAGGGGCGCCAUGUGCGGACGAAACGCUGCUCCUGCGCCACUUUUCUGGAUAAGGAGUGCGUCUACUUCUGCCACCUAGACAUCAUAUGGGUCAACACACCUGAGCGCGUGGUCUCCUACGGACUGGGCGACGCGCCCAGGACGAGGCGCGCGGUCGCGGACUCCAUGGCAACCAGGAGCGGCCCUCGCUGUCAGUGUGCCCGUGACAACGACAACACCUGUAGAACCUUCUGCCGCCCCAGGUAUGAGCCAUGGCCGCAUUCCGCCGAAGGCGACGGUUGCACUGAGCCGCAGUGCAAACACAAGCUGGCAGCUCACAGGGGCAGGAUUAAUAGGAUGAAAGGCAGCAACAAGAAACGAGUGUCACCUCUAGUGCUCAGGGCUGCGUCCAAAACCGGCCUGGUGCUCAAGAACUGGAGGGGGGAAAAGGUUUCCUUCUCUAAAGCCAUCUACUGGGGGGAGCCCUGUGCAGCAGCCUCUCAGAAAGGCACCGGAGAGCCAUCUUAAGGCCUGCAGACUAACUCCACGUUGGCUUCACGGCUGCAGUGCCUGCAGCAGAGCGGAGGUGCACCUCAAACAGAUUAACCGGGUCAGAGACAGUAACGGGAGUUCAGGUGACAGGAGAUAAGCUGAACAAAGAACUUGGCCCUGGUCUGCAAAAUCAUGGACACUCACUGAUCUUUUCCAACAUCACAGUCAGAAUCAGUCGUUGGACUCUAAAAACACCAAGCAUGCAUUUCAUAAACGUGACUGGAGGAAUUAAUAGGAAUCCUCCUGAAACCAAAAACCAUUGCUCUAUACGGAAGAGUUAGUUCCACUUCUUAUAUCUCAAAGCUUCAUUAUUUUUCUCACACACAAGUUGCAAACAGAUUGUUAUGCUUAUACAGAAGGGACGGGUGCCGUGUGUCACUGCUUUACACAAGACUGAAACUGUUCACUGCAUUUAUGUUACAGGUCGUCUCCUGUAUGUUAGGACACAAGUAGUUAUGUUCAGAAGCUGCUGGAAGUUUUUCUUACUGAUGUUAUAAGACAGAGUUUUUUUGCAUUUAUCAUAAUUUAUGAUUUCGCUAAAUAUGUUAUGAGGUUGUGUUAUAUUUUGAUUAUUUAUUGUUUUUACAUAUUGUCAUUUGAUGGCCGCAUUGGUCCGUCAUGUAUGGUUUGUCAUUUCGAUGAAAUGCUUCAUCACCAAAGUGCCAAAUUGUGGUCAAACUUUAAUAAAUUUUUUAU